This is a messenger RNA of Brienomyrus brachyistius, 3119 nucleotides long. It is a transcript of the gene pgap3, whose product is annotated as post-GPI attachment to proteins phospholipase 3. NCBI's taxonomy places the organism in Eukaryota, Metazoa, Chordata, Actinopteri, Osteoglossiformes, Mormyridae. Gene Ontology annotation, cellular component: endoplasmic reticulum membrane. The coding region runs from base 191 to 1183 and encodes 330 amino acids. The record is from RefSeq and is a predicted model, not a curated record. Gene Ontology annotation, biological process: GPI anchor biosynthetic process. Gene Ontology annotation, molecular function: hydrolase activity, acting on ester bonds. The transcript has 8 exons.
CAACAGGAGACCGGUUACCUUUCAGAACUUCCGUGCGACUCCUUAGUAACGUGUGUCCCGUUUCGAGAGCGGCUAAUGUCACCGAUGCUCCGAUGAAGCUCCAGCUUUGUCGCCGCGUCUUUAUAUCCUCACAUGCCGCUUCUCCCUGAUCGUGCCUUCUGUGCUGCAUCCGACAGGCAAAGAAAUAAUCAUGGCCUCGGUAGUCCCCCCCCGUCCGGGCUCCUACUUCUUCGCCUUGUUGAGCGUCGUUUUGCUGCUGCUGCCGGCGGCUGUCAGUGCCUCUCAGGGUGAUAAGGAGCCGGUCUACCGAGACUGUGUCAAGCAGUGUGUCCGGACGAACUGCACUGGGGCCCGCCUCAGAGGGUUUCAGUCUGCUCAGCCACCUUACAUGGCCCUGACAGGAUGGACGUGCCGUGAUGACUGUCAGUACCAGUGUAUGUGGACCACCGUGGGCUUGUACCAGGCUGAAGGGUACAGCAUACCGCAAUUCCAUGGCAAGUGGCCCUUUGUACGGUUCCUGUGCUUCGAGGAGCCAGCAUCGGCCCUGGCAUCACUGCUCAACGGCCUGGCCUGCCUCUUGAUGUUGCUGCGCUACCGCCGGGCGGUGCCCCGCCAGAGCCCCAUGUACCACACCAUCAACGCCUUCUCGCUGGUUUCUCUCAAUGCCUGGUUCUGGUCCACAGUGUUCCACACACGGGACACAUAUCUCACAGAGAAGAUGGACUACUUCUGCGCGUCAGCUGUCAUCCUCUACUCCAUUUACCUGUGUUGUGUCAGGACCCUCGGGUUGCGCAGGCCAGGAGUCUCCAGUAUUGUGGGAGUGCUGCUAAUCUUGGUCUUCACCUCGCACGUCUCCUAUCUCACCUUUGUUAGCUUUGAUUACGGUUACAACAUGGCUGCCAAUGCCACCAUCGGCAUGAUCAACUUGUUUUGGUGGCUCUGCUGGUGCUGGCAGAACCGGCACACACUGCCCUACUGGUGGAAGUGCGGUCUGGUGGUGCUGCUGCUGCAUGGCCUGGCCCUACUGGAACUGCUGGACUUCCCCCCCCUGCUCUGGGUGCUGGACGCCCACGCCGUCUGGCACCUCAGCACCGUGCCCGUCCACUUCCUCUUCUACAGCUUCUUAAUAGACGAUAGCCUGCACCUGCUCAACACGGAGAAGGCAGGGGUCAAGCUGGACUAGAAGGAGCGGGGCAGCCGCUAAAACGAGGCGUGAUUCAGCCUCCAUCAGACACUCCACUGGUUCUUUGCUGUGUGAUGAAGCUGUUGGAUGUAGGUUUUUGUUUGCUUUAUGCUGGGGAAAUGGUCCAUAUUUUUUUUUAUUAUUAUUAAUUGAUUCAUGAUUAUGUUUUGCAUUCACUGAGCUUUGCCUUGUAAGGAAGUGACUGAUGGAAUAGGUCCAGUUCGAGAUGAUAGGGGUACGUUACCAUUGGCAUACUUCAGCCUCCCAACCCAAAUGGCAUAUCUGAACCAUACGGCCUGGGUCUUUCUGUGUGUUUUGGGAUGGGUGGAGCUCUUGCUCUGACAAUAUAUACUUUUGGUUCUGCUGCCAUCUAGAGUUUCAAAUCAAACCAUUUACUGAAUCUUAAGAUUAGAUGUUUUAAUAUUUCACAGUACCUGUAUGUUACUGUGUUGAUUUGUCAGUGAAGUAAACAUCGAAUGCACAUCGAUUUGAAGGAAAACACAAAAUUGGGCUUUUCAAUGGGUGCUGUGAACAAUUGUUGCUGAAAAAUGGCCUUUUUUCUUUGAGCUGCAGUGCUGAAAUUAGCCAGUUGGUGGCACCUUUGCUCCACUAACAUGGAACUUCAUCCACUAUACUUGAUGCUUUGUGCCAAACAAGAGAAUAAUGUAUCAGGUGCCUUUGAAGUUUGCUGCGGUUAUAGUGUUCACCGGGGCUUCUAUUGGUCUGGGUCUCAAACCCCCCCAUAUCAAAAUUUUACUGCUGCUUUAUAUUUACGAUGGUAUCAGUUCUUAACUUUAUUUUAUUAUGCUGAUUGAUUUUGUGUAUCCAAAAAGAGGUGGAUUUGCCAAUGAAUAAUCUUCUUUACUUGGACUACUUUCAUGUUUGUAAGGUAAGCAGAAAGAUAGUCAGAUGACAGUUUGAGGUGGUAAAAUAAGGGGAGGUGAAGAGGACCAUUGGACGGGAAUUGGAAAGGAGUUAGGCACUGUGGUAUACUCCAUGAUGCAUGGCAGUUUCUGUGUAGAUACUCUGUAUAUCCCCUGUGUGUGUCUCAGGUUGAGGGUAAUGGGCAAAAAUCUGGGUCCAUGUCUCUCUAUUUUGUCUUGACACAUGACGGCAUUACAUUGUUCAGUAGUUUCACUUUUUUUUUUUUUUUACAUUUUCUCAUGACCCUGCGAUGGGUUGGCGCCCUGUCUUGGGUUAUUCCCUGCCUUGCGCCUGUAGCUUCCGGUAUAGACUCCGACCCUGUGUUCCUGCAUAAGACAAGCGGGUACAGAAAAUGGAUGGAUGGAUUUUCUCAUGUACAACUUUCAUGCUUACAAGUUCUGGAAAGUGGUUCAUUUGUGCUUGUGUUUUUGUCCAGCUGGAGAUAGUGGAGGUAUGAUUCUCUUUUGGUGAGAUGUUAAUGUUUCUUUUUUAUAUUGCUAUUAAGCAUCAUUCUUUUUCUUGGUGUAAUUUUAUAAAGGAAAAAAAGUUAAAAGGUGUGUAUAUUAUAAAUGUCAAACUGACAGCUCCAGCUAACUGCUGGUGUGUGCUUCCAUAAUUUGCUUUAGUCUUCUGUCAUGAACAUUGUUUGUCACUUAUUUGUGUGUGUGUGCGUGUGUGUGCAUGUGUGUGUUUGCGUGCACGUGUGUAUGUCCUUGAGUUUGAGUGUGGAUUUGAAGUAAUGAGCUUCAUGAGUUUGAAAACCAAGUACAUCAGUUGAUUGACCCUCAGUUCACGUCAUGAUCUUUCAUACUUGAAGAGCAGAAGACCAUCCCUCAUACUGUGAAGCUUUGAUGGAGGCUAAAGCGAGUCCAGGCCUGCUCUGUUAACUACAAUUGUGAAAAUAAACAAGCUGUCAAACAAUAACUCUUACAGGUUUAGGUACAUUGUCACAGUUAUUAUGAUGUCAUUUUUUGCCUCAUACCACUGAUGAAAUUAAAGAAUAUCAGCUAAA